AAAGAAAAGAAAGGACGUGCCUAUAUAUAGAGUACCAACUUGACCUGAAAGACCGGACCUACUCUGAAGUAGUACGCGCCGCUACCCUGCCUCUUCUUCCUUCCCACUACCAAACCCGACCAAAUAUUGUAUUGCUGGCUCGCUGCUUGGGAAGAUAAAAGUGCGGCUCUGAAGGGGAAUUUCGUCGAACAGGAUGAAUGCGUUGGCAGCGACGAGCAGGAACUUCAAGCAGGCGGCCAAGCUGCUGGGCCUGGACUCCAAGCUGGAGAAGAGCUUGCUCAUCCCGUUCAGGGAGAUCAAGGUUGAAUGCACAAUUCCGAAAGAUGAUGGGACUUUAGCAUCUUAUGUUGGGUUUAGGGUCCAACACGACAAUGCUAGGGGACCUAUGAAGGGUGGAAUCAGAUACCACCAUGAGGUUGAUCCUGAUGAGGUCAAUGCGUUGGCACAACUAAUGACAUGGAAGACGGCCGUGGCUAAUAUUCCAUAUGGAGGAGCUAAAGGUGGAAUAGGAUGCAGCCCUGGAGAUCUCAGCAUCUCCGAGCUAGAGCGACUUACCCGUGUUUUCACCCAGAAAAUCCACGACUUGAUUGGCAUUCAUACAGAUGUUCCAGCUCCAGAUAUGGGAACCAACUCUCAGACAAUGGCGUGGAUACUUGACGAAUACUCAAAGUUUCAUGGUUAUUCACCUGCUGUGGUGACUGGAAAACCUGUUGACCUUGGAGGAUCACUUGGAAGAGAUGCAGCUACUGGAAGGGGAGUUCUGUUUGCUACUGAAGCCUUGCUUGCAGAGCAUGGCAAGGGCAUUGCUGGCCAGCGUUUUGUAAUACAGGGAUUUGGUAAUGUUGGAUCCUGGGCUGCUCAGCUGAUCAGUGAAGCUGGUGGCAAGGUGAUUGCCAUCAGUGAUGUCACUGGAGCUGUCAAGAACAGCAAUGGGCUUGACAUUGCAAAGCUAAUGAAGCACUCAUCAGAGAACCGCGGGAUCAAGGGUUUCGACGGAGGCGAUGCAAUCGACCCACGCUCACUGCUUACUGAAGAAUGUGAUGUCCUCAUCCCGGCAGCACUUGGUGGAGUUAUAAACAAGGACAACGCAAAUGAGAUCAAAGCAAAGUACAUCAUUGAGGCUGCAAACCACCCCACAGACCCUGAGGCAGAUGAGAUCCUGUCCAAGAAAGGCGUUCUCAUUCUUCCAGACAUCCUCGCGAACUCCGGUGGUGUCACAGUGAGCUACUUCGAGUGGGUUCAGAACAUUCAGGGUUUCAUGUGGGACGAGGAGAAGGUGAACAAUGAGCUGAAGACCUACAUGACCCGUGGGUUCAGGGAUGUGAAGGAGAUGUGCAGGAGCCACCACUGCGACCUCCGCAUGGGCGCCUUCACCCUCGGUGUCAACCGUGUCGCUCGCGCCACCGUUCUCAGAGGAUGGGAAGCAUGAUCUCGUCAGUCAUCUGAUCAUCUCCCUGUUGUACUUCAUGCACUGAAUUUCUUUCGGUUUUUCGCUUUGGUUAAUCCGUCAACCGGGAUUGGAGAAGAUAGAUUCAAUAACCAACCCCACGAUGAGUCGAUGAGUGUGCUGCCUUUCUCAGAGAUUAGUUGGGGGAAGAAACAGUAGUAAUCUGCUGGGUAGUGAUGAAUUGCCUGAAUUUAUCAUCUUGCAGAAUGGCACUGCAGGAUUUCUUGUACUCUGUGGCUGAAAUUCUUGCUGGUUUGCAAGCAGUAAUCUGAAUUUGGUUUCUUGGCAAAA
Messenger RNA from Oryza sativa Japonica Group (Japanese rice), 1738 nucleotides. Lineage: Eukaryota; Viridiplantae; Streptophyta; Magnoliopsida; Poales; Poaceae. The record is from RefSeq and is a predicted model, not a curated record.